AUGGAUGCGCACCUUCAGCAAGUCAACAUGUUGCUGCUCGAGCAAAAGACCGUCUUGAUGGAACAGGAGAAGGAACACCAGCAUGCUAUACUACAACGUAGAAGCGUGGCCAAGUGGGAGCGUUCCCAGAAAAGUCUCAUGCAACUCGAAGAGGCUCAAGACCCGCAGAAAGUGUUGACCCCUCGUAUGAGCUUCGAACAGCAGUUGACAGAUGGGAUGCUCAGGCAGCUCUUAGAAAAGGUUUUCAGUGCUGCGGAUGAAGAGAAUGCAGGCAAGCAAACGAGAGCCGCCUACAGCAUCGUGAGGUUGCAGCGUUACUUUUUGCUUGUCCGUUGGGCCUCACAAGGUGGGAAUUUGUCCAACUUCUUGCCGGCGCUCAAGAAGAUUCUGAGGGCUGGAUUGAAUAUGCGCCGUUUCUGGAGAAGGGAGAAAGCACGACAACGGUCAGGCCUCAAGCCCUCAAACCUUCUCUAUGAGCAAAAUAAGGAAGGGUAUCGUUCUCGCCGCAUCUUACUGAGCAUUAUUUUGGGUAAUGUGAAGUCUCUGCAGCAGCGUGAAGCGGAAAGCAACAGCAGAUGCGAUGAUGCUCCUGUUUCAAUGACUCGAGAGCUGAUUGAAGGGAUGGGAAAUCACGUGACCUCAACAGGUUUACUGAAACGACAAGAGCUGUAUGCGGCUAUGCAGCGCACUGACAAGCAAGACAUGGCUUUCGUCAUGCAAACAAUUCCAGGAAAUGACUUGGGAGAAGUGGAAUACGAAGCCGUACCAACCCUCCUUCAGAUCCUCCGGAAAGAAAGUAUUAACAACGCCGUUCUUGAAGUCGACCCUGAUGCGAUAGAAGCCGAGCUCACUAGGACUGCAAGAGAAGUGCUUCUCUGUUUGUCUUCUAUGAAUCGUCAAGGCCAAGCUGUCUGGGAAGAAUUUGUUAUGGUUGUUCAACGCGUUUUGCCACCCCUGUUUGACAGUGACUUCUUGAUGGAUACAGCUGACCAGAUUAGCAAGAUGGUGGCUGACGCCGAGGCGCAAGCAGAAUUUGAGGAGCUGCGUGGACUUUCAGUCCGAGAUUCUAAGCAGAAACAACGAGCGAGCCUUGCAGCGCGCCGUCGCAGCAAGCUAAAACCUGUUUCGCACGCUCAGCUGCAGUUUACGCCUGACGACGGAGACCAGGGGGAGUCUCCAGACCGUGAGAGCGUAGAGAAAACGCUUGUGCACCUAUUCACGGUGCUUGACGACCGACGGAAGGGCUCAGUGCCAGCUCAGGUUUUUGUAGGAGUUAUGCACUAUUGGUCAGCGCGAAACGGGACUAGCUCUGCAUCAACUGAGUCAGGCGCCCCACUGCCUUUGAAUUCUGUGAGUUCGUUAAGCGGGGGUGCUGCUUUGGCGGCGGAACGACGAUAUGCGGACAUAGUAAUGAGCUGUAGACUGACCCAGGCCGAAGUCACAGGGUUUGUUGCAGAAGCAAAGGUCGACCCACUAGUUCAAGAAAUCAGCUAUACUGAGCAUAUAAAAGCUUGGAUUGCGACGAUCUUCGAAAUCAGGAGAUCGCAUUUCUGGUAUAGUGUUUGUCACAACUCAUUUGAUGACAGCACAGCGCUGACGUAA
Messenger RNA from Eimeria mitis, 1602 nucleotides. RefSeq lists its product as uncharacterized. The transcript has 13 exons. Lineage: Eukaryota; Apicomplexa; Conoidasida; Eucoccidiorida; Eimeriidae. The coding region runs from base 1 to 1602 and encodes 533 amino acids. The record is from RefSeq and is a predicted model, not a curated record.